This is a messenger RNA of Rhododendron vialii, 1446 nucleotides long. RefSeq names its product thiol-disulfide oxidoreductase LTO1. Gene Ontology annotation, molecular function: oxidoreductase activity. Lineage: Eukaryota; Viridiplantae; Streptophyta; Magnoliopsida; Ericales; Ericaceae. The transcript has 7 exons. The coding region runs from base 101 to 1243 and encodes 380 amino acids. The record is from RefSeq and is a predicted model, not a curated record.
UGGGUGCGACGAAUGUUAAAAAAAAGAAAAAACCGCUAAAAGAUUACUACCAGUACCGGUACCAGACCAGUUGGGGAGUAUAGCCAGUGGAAUUGGGAACAUGAUUUCGAGCUUCCUCAGCAUGGCGUCAUCUCCUCUAACAUUCGCUCCCACUCCUCGUCUCUCUCCUGUUCCUCCUCACACUCUCCCUUCCAUAACCCAAAUCAAGAAUCUGUGGGGUCGUCGAGUUCUGAUUCAGCUCCGUGUCAAGUGCUUAACGGAACCCAGUAGAGAUUUGGAAGCCGAAGCUGAGACGAGGUCGUCGUCUUCUUCGUCAUCGCCCUUAUCCUCUUCUUCUGAUUCUUCGGGCAUUUCCACGUACAGUUGGUGUGCAGGGUUAGGCGGGAUUGGGUUGGUGGAGACCAGUUAUUUGACCUACCUUAAGCUCACCAAUUCUGAUGCCUUUUGCCCUAUCGGCGGCGGUACUUGCGGCGACAUACUCAACAGUGACUACGCCUCCGUUUACGGUGUUCCUCUUCCAUUGAUUGGGAUGUUUGCAUAUGGAUUUGUUACAAUAUUUGGUAUACAGUUGGCAGGAAAGAAUUUUCCUUUCAAGAUGGAUGAAAAUAAUGCUCGGUUGAUUUUACUUGGAAGCACUACCUCCAUGGCUGCUGCCAGUGCUUACUUCUUGUACAUUCUUAGCACAAAAUUUGCAGGAGCAUCUUGUUCGUACUGUUUAUUGUCGGCUUUGUUAUCGUUCAGCCUUUUUUUUACCACCCUAAAGGCUUUUGGUUUGCAAGAAAUUCAAAAGGUGGUGGGUCUACAGCUCUGCUUAGGUGGAUUGGUGAUUGCUUUGUUAAGCACCUCGUAUAAUACUUCUCAAUCUGUCCCAGUAAGUUCUGCUGAGCUUGAUCUGCAACCAUUUACAACUGAGAUUACAAGAGAAUCAAGUCCUUUGACUCUUGCUCUAGCAAAGCAUCUAAAUUCCAUUGGAGCUAAAAUGUAUGGGGCUUUCUGGUGUUCGCAUUGUCAAGAACAAAAGCAGAUGUUUGGACGUGAAGCAGCGAAGUUGUUGGACUAUGUCGAAUGCUUUCCCGAUGGAUAUAGAAAAGGAAUUAAAAUAGCCAAGGCAUGUGCAGAUGCUAGAAUUGAAGGGUUUCCAACAUGGGUAAUUAAUGGUGAGGUUUUGAGCGGAGAGCAAGAAUUGGCGGAGCUUGCCAGAGUAUCUGGGUUCAAACUUGACGAUUUUGUUCAACUAAAUUGAAAGAUUUAUUUAAAAAUCAUAGUGGAUGUACAGCUCCUAGGUAAUGUACACGGUAACAUCCUGGCUUCGUAUUUCAUAGCCAACAAAAAUGUAAGAAAAACAUGUAAUUGUUCUCUGCAAUUUUUUUGGCAAAAGGAUGAGGAAAGAGAGGGAAAGGUUUCUUCUGCCUUCUUCUUUGUUAAUGAAGUGCAGGUCUUAACAAA